Molecule: messenger RNA, 3013 nt
Organism: Candoia aspera
Lineage: Eukaryota; Metazoa; Chordata; Lepidosauria; Squamata; Candoiidae
Gene: CFAP184
Product: cilia and flagella associated protein 184
Exons: 2
Coding region: 287-1921 (544 amino acids)
Biological process (GO): cilium assembly
Cellular component (GO): axoneme; ciliary basal body
Source: RefSeq, a predicted model, not a curated record
CUUUCCCCCCUCAAAGGCAAAAAGAGCAGCGCAGCUUUGACGUCCAAGUUUGCGACAGGGAGCAACUCCCGCCCACUAACCAAGGCAGAACUUUGUGGCUGUUUCCCAAGAAGAAACAGCCAAUCAGCUUCGAAAUUUAUUUUGCUGUUCCACGCGCAACUUCCAAUCAAGCCUCGCUUCUCUUACUUUCUAACCAUUGGUUGACCAAGGGAACUUUUGUUGCCUAGCGACGCAGCAAAACGGUUCGUUUACGGAGAGAGAAGCGUGGAUCAGCAGCUGGGAUGCCAUGGAGGAGAUUGAGGAGGAGGAGGCCGCUAGUCCGAUACCCCAAGAUCCUGAGGAUACUGUUGUUCCGAUUCCCCCAGAACCACAGAAGGCGCCCGAGGAUGCGGAGACAGCAGAGAUGGUGAAGAGUCCCCCCUCUGAACAGCCGCCGACACCGGCGAAGGAAGGAGCAGGAGAGGAAGCGACCAUAGGAGAGGAGCCAGAAAGAACGGCUAAACAGCUGCCAGCGUUAGAAGAAGCGGACAAUGAGUCUCUGGCGGAGGAGCAGUCGGAGCACGCAGCCUCGAGCGAAGGUGUAGGAGAAGCAGAGGCAGCGAAGGAUGAGGAAGAGGGCAAGAGGACUCCGUCGGCAACUCCUUCUCUGGAGAAACUGGCAAAAGAGGGCGAGGCGCACGAGGUUCCCUCCCAGUUAGCGUUCUACGGCGAUUUGCCCACCAGUGCCUCCUUCGCGGAGGGCGAGCUGGUGGAGCCAUCUCCGUUGCAGGUGGGCGUGGAACUGGGCCGCAGGAUCAGCCGCAGCCUCUGGGAGCUGGAGCAGAGGCGCUUAAGCAGCCGGUCCUUAAUCGUCGGCGGCAGCCUGGAGAGCGACGAGGACGAGGUGGAGAAAGAGACGGCGGAGCAGAUAAAGCAGCGCGCGGCCGAGGAACAGCGGCGGCGAAUUGAACUCACGGAGCAGUAUCGGCAGCUUCUGGCCGAGCGAGGCCGCCUCCGCCAGUACAACACGAAGCUGCAGGCCAAACUGGCCGACCUCUUGAACAAAGCCAAGGGCAAGGAGCACGUCCGAGAAGAACUAGAGCAGCACAUCUCGGACCGGGAGCAGCGCUACAGCCGCUACCUGGCCGUGCUAGAAGAGUUGCGGAACCAGCAGGAGGAGGAGAUGGCUUGGUACCAGAGAGAGAUCGAUACUCUCCAGCGGUCCUGCGAUCAGAAACUGGCCAAGGUGGACAGUGAAUGGAAGACCUACCAGGCAGUCAAGAAGGAGGUAGCUGUAUAUACCAUGGGGCGGCGGCUGGGAGGCAAACAAGCUGCCAUCAAGGAAGUGGACAAGAUCCAAGCUAAAGAACAAAGCAAGGAAAAGGAGAUGACAGAGGUUCGUCUUGAAAAUAUAAAAUUGAAACACAGGAUCCAAAAACUUGAUGCAAGUCUAAAAGCUCAAGAAGAACUGGCAGAAGGCCUACACUUAAUAGACUUUGAGCAGCUGAAGAUAGAAAACCAGACCUACAAUGAGAAGAUUGAAGAGCGUAAUGAGGAAAUUCUGAAGCUCCGGAGAAAGGUCACCAAUACAGUGCAAGUCCUGUCUCAAGUAAAAGAAAAACUGCAAUUUGUGGAAGCAGAGAAUCAAGGCCAGAAGGCUCAGCUAAUGGCAGUGGAAGGUCUAGUAGCCCAAAACAGAGAUAUAUUAACAAGGACAAAGCAGGCUCGUGAUAAAUUGCGAAUAGACAAUCAGAGGCUUCAGCAGAAAUGUGGUUUACUUGGAAAUACAUUGUUAUUGAGGGACUUUGAGGAGAAAGUUGAUGCUGCUGAGAUACUGAAAGAGAGGUUGGAAACACUGAAGCGUCAUCAUGCUGGACUCUGCCUUACGUGCAAUGGAAUCAAGAAGAAAAUCAAAGGGGCAAAGUCUUUUCUGCCAUUCUAAAUGUCAUUAAUGGUAAACAGGACAAAGUGAUGUGUGGAAAAAGAUCAAAUAGAACAUACCUGUUUGUGCCUUUAUAUUCUCAAUGUGUGUAUUGUCAGGGGACAAUUGAGCCUCAAAACUAAAUAGCCACCUUGAGUGCUUAUAUAAGCAGAAAGAUGUGGUAUUACUUUAAUAAUAAUAAAUUCAUAAAUACUAUAUUAGUUUAUAACUGACAGUAAAAGUAUACAAAGCUAAACUGAUAAUUGAAUCUUGAGUGUAUUGUUUUUAAUGUAAAAAGUAGACUAUAAGGAAGUGUUGGCAACUAUUAACGAAUAAGCAUAAUAAAAUCUUAAAAGUGCUUAGCCUCCAUUUGGGACAUUUGCCUUCUUUAUGUAAUUAGGCAUAGUAAUAGAUCAUCUGUCUUCAUUUUUUCCUUCCCCUUUAAUAAUGUCAAAAUUGUCCUACUAAAUUAAAAAAUGUUGUAUAUCAACAUCUUUUGAAACGAAGUACAAGCUCAUUUAUUAUUUAGUUAUUUGGUUCUUUCAAUAAAGAUGGCUUUCCACACUCUUUAAAAAAAAAUGUCUCUAAAUGUGUAUGUGUGGGAAGAGGAAGAUGACAGAAGUGCCCAGAAAAUUGUGAUAGGGCAAAAGGCUUUGAAGUUUUUGGAGUGUAUGUGGUGGUUUCUCUUGGAGAAACAAUUCUGAAUAGCUUAGUGUUUUUCCCGGUAUAUGAGAAGGGUAUAUCUUUAAACAAUGAUAAAAUUUGUCAUCUUGUCUGCUUUGAGUUUUAGGUAAUCUGGUGCUUUGCAACUGGACUUGGUUGAGUAUUUCUUACUGAUUUUAGUGGAAUUAUGUGUAUGUUUUUAAAGAAAGUUGUAACUUUAUGUAGCUUUUCCCACCAAAUAUACUACAUAGUUUUUAACUGACCCAUUUAGUCUCAGUCUUUCAACAUAAUUAGAAUCGAAGAACCCUAUAGGACUGGUUUCAAUAUUCACAGUGUGGUUAAAUGUUAAAGAACUACUGUAAGUCUGAAACAAAAAGCAAGAGCUUCACUUAUCUAUGGCUUUUACGUGUCGGGCUUAACAAGAGUGUAUGUGUGGCAGCUGGAAGAUAU